Molecule: messenger RNA, 6849 nt
Organism: Pestalotiopsis fici W106-1
Lineage: Eukaryota; Fungi; Ascomycota; Sordariomycetes; Amphisphaeriales; Sporocadaceae
Exons: 6
Coding region: 1-6849 (2282 amino acids)
Molecular function (GO): helicase activity; ATP binding; ATP hydrolysis activity
Source: RefSeq, a predicted model, not a curated record
AUGGAUAUGCCAACGACCAUUCAAGAAACCCGCGAUGACAGUCGUGCGAUACGCUUGCGCAAAGUCUUCAAGACCGUUCUUAGCGGUAAAAGAAGCAUCGCAGAUUCUGGCAUCGCGAAGUUGUUCCUCGAAGCUGUCCGGAACCAUGAGAACCCGAGCACUUGUAUUGAAGAAAUCUUGGCCAGCAAACAUGGGCUGGCUGCAAUACGAUCGAGCGUCCGCGUUGAUCUUUCUGUUCCCUUCCUUCAGGAAUAUACGUUGGGGCUCGUCCAGUAUCUAUCUCAUCCCUCAAUCCGAACAUUAUCUGAUGGCCAAUUUCUGUGGCAGAUAUUGUUGUCGAUCGUGGAGCCUCCAACGGUGUGGAAUGCAUUGAACAAUGUCUUCAAACAAUUCGAGGAACAUUGGCUAGAGCCUUUUGCUUGGAUUGCACUGGAGCUUCUUUCUAAUACCACUGAUCAAGCUCCUGAUGUUUGUGCAGAUGUGCAACUCAUUCUCGCUUCCGGCAGACUACAAAAGGCGGACUCACAUGCUCUUCGUGAUGUGGCUUACAAACUCCAGAAGCUCAUCGUCACCAGAACUCAGCCUGAAUCAAGUCCCAACGGGUACUCCCCUGGAGGAAGGCAUGACAACGACUUUGCCGACUUCCGAAAGAUAGAGAUAUACCCGACUGCUGACGAAUUACUCUCCACUGAAAAGCCCUACUAUCUGCGCUUGGACGAGGCUUUCCAAGCGGAACCAUCGACCAUUGCAAACAUCCAUCUCGACAAUCAAUUCCGCUUGAUGAGAGAAGACAUGCUCGCCGAAAUCCGAUAUGAUCUACAAGUCGCAACGGAGAAGAAGAAGGGGCGACGCCGAGCGCUAAACCUCGAAGGCCUCUUUCUUUCUGGAAUUGAUUGCGGAAAUGAGCGCCGCGGAAAAUUGGUUUCACUGAUCCUUUCUUGUGAGAAAGGCAUUGAGGACUUGAGAAAGAUUCCACAAGCUCAACGACGCCAGUUCCUGAUUGACAACAAGAACUACUUGAAACAUCAGUCAUUUGGCGCUCUCAUGUGUGGCAAUCAAAUCCUCGGAUUCGCCUUUCUCCAAAGAGAACUGGACCUACUCUGCAAAGAGGAGCCACAAAUCUGUCUUCAGUUUACCAAUCGCCAGAAUCUGAAGACUGCGCUUCAGAUGCUGCGGACUCCGGCAAACUUGCAUUUCGUCGUCGUCGACACCCCGGUGUUCGCACAUGAGCCUGUGCUAGAGGGUUUGAAGGCGCUUCGCGAAUUGCCUCUGGGAGACGCACUCAUUCGUCCUGCAUCAACAGAUAUGCAAACGGAGAUUUCUGUCGCACCCCAACUUCAGCAAGCUAUAAGCAGACUCCAGUCCAUGGAAACCGAGGGCUGCGUCAUCAAGCUUGGUGCCAAGAAUGUGCGAGUAGAUCAAUCUCAGAUAAGCUCGUUCGUGGCUGCCAUUAGCCAGAGAGUCUCUCGCAUCCAAGGCCCUCCAGGCACUGGGAAGUCGUUCGUGGGUUCGUGGAUAGCAAAGACGUUAUUCGACUGUUCCGACCUUCGCAUCUUUGUCAUAAGCUAUACAAACCACGCGCUGGAUCAGUUCCUGGAGGAACUACUCGAUGUUGGAAUUCCGGCUACGAAAAUGGUCAGGCUUGGUUCCAAGUCAACCGAUCGCACCGCAGGCCUGCUUCUGUCUCAGCAGAAAGACGUCUUUCAGCGGUCCAAAGAUUCAUGGCAUAUCAUGGAUGCUCUCAAGGUGGAAAAGUACGAGCUGGAUGACAGACUGAAGGGCACAUUCGAGACUUACAAGCAAUUCACAGCUUCGUUCGAGGUUCUAAUGGAGUACCUGGAGUUCUCUGAAGAUUAUGAGAAGUUUCACCGAGCUUUUCAGGUUCCCCGUGGCGAGCAAAGUUGGAAGAGAGUCGGCAAGAAAGGCAAAGAAAUUCGGCCAGACUAUCUUUUCUCUCGCUGGUUGGAUGGAAAAAGUCCAGGUGUUUUCACCAACAAUGUGGCAGCAGAUUGUGAAGAGGUAUGGGACAUGCAGACGCCAAAGCGCAAAGCUAUCCAUGGCAAAUGGAUCCAAGACAUCAUGGAGGAGCAAUCAGACGAAGUUGAGCAGGUUGCGCAUGAGUUCAAUUCCAUACAAGAGAAUUUGGACGACAUGUACAACGAAAGGACCAUCAACAUUUUACGGUCUCGACGCCUAAUUGGUUGUACAACUACUGCCGCAGCCAUGUACAACAAGGUUAUUCGAGCCGCUGAACCAGAUGUUGUAAUUGUUGAAGAGGCUGGCGAGAUUCGCGAGGCACACAUCUUGACCGCCUUGGCACCUUCGGUGAAACAGCUGAUCUUGAUUGGGGAUCACAAACAACUGCGACCAAAGGUGGACAAUUAUGCCUUGACAGUUGAGAAAGGCGACGGCUACAAUCUCAACAUGUCCAUGUUCGAGCGGAUGAUUCUUCAAGGUCAUGGCUACACUACUCUGUCCAAACAACAUCGAAUGCACCCCGAGAUAUCGUGCUUACCUCGGGCGCUCACGUAUCCCAGCCUCUUGGAUGGACCGUUCACGUCAGAGCACCCCUUCAUAAGGGGUCUCCAAGACAGAGUCAUCUUUGUCGACCAUGAUCGACCUGAAACUGCAAGCGCUGUCCUAAGCGACAAACAGGACUCCAAGACAAGUUCGAGCAAACAAAAUGAUUUCGAGGCCCAAAUGGUUCUCCGAUUGGUAAGGUACCUUGCGCAACAGGGCUAUGGUACGGACAAGAUGGUGGUUCUCACACCGUACUUGGGUCAACUCCGCCUACUGCGAGACAUAUUGAAGCAAGAGAACGACCCCAUUCUCAAUGACCUUGACUCAGCACCAUUGAUACAAGCCGGUCUCCUGACCCAAGCAGCGUCCAAGGUUGGAAAACGUCCGCUUCGACUUUCAACCAUUGAUAACUAUCAAGGUGAGGAAAGCGACAUUACCAUCAUUUCUCUUACCCGAAGCAAUGCACAAGGUGAUAUUGGAUUCAUGUCGGCACCAGAACGCCUCAAUGUCAUGAUUACGAGAGCAAGAAAUUGUCUCAUCAUGAUCGGAAAUGCGCGCACUUUUAUGGACAGUAAGAAGGGCACGAAGACGUGGAAUCCAUUCUUUCAAAUCCUCAAGGACCGGGAGCACCUAUAUGAUGGGUUCCCAGUCAAAUGUGAGCGUCACCCAGAGAAAAAGGCCAUCCUGAGUGUGCCUGCAUCCUUCGACACCCAUUGUCCCAACGGUGGAUGUGCGGAACCUUGCGGCACGCAGUUAUCUUGCAGACUCCACAUUUGCCAGCGUCGUUGUCACCUAGUAACUGACCACACCAAAGUUGAGUGCACUCAGCUCUUGACGAAGACAUGCAAUAGGCAACAUGAGAUCCGUAUUCCUUGUCACAAGUCCAAAUCGUCUUGCUACAAAUGUAUCAGUGAGGAUCGGGAAACAGAGAGACGUGCGAAGCGUGAUCUUGACCUAGAACGCCGAAGGGCUUCACAACAAGCUGUUUACGCAAAGGAGUUUCAGGAGAUCCAGGACGAGAUUGACCACGAACGACGCACCAUGAAGUACGCCGCAGAAGAGGAAACACAGAAAUCCCAGCUUGAACAACAACGCCAACAACUGGCUGCCCUGAAAGAAACAGCCCAACGCAAGAAGGCCAUGAAACAGACAGAACAAGCCCGAAAACUACUUGCAACAGAGAAUGCAAAGAAAGCAGAAGUUGAGAAGACAAGGAUGACGCAAAAAAAGUCUAGCGACAUCACUACUGAGUGUUCAGACAGUGCCCAAGGGCAAUGGGAGUACCUCAAACAGUCCGAAGGAGCCAAGAUUAAAUCUCUGGAUCAAUUAAUCGAGAUGAUUGGUCUCGAAAAGGUCAAACUGCAGUUCCUGGACAUCAAGGCUACGGUUGACACCAAGAUACGGCAGAAUGUUGAUUUCUCAAAACAGAGAUAUGGCUGCUCCUUUCUCGGAAACCCAGGUACAGGGAAGACCACCGUUGCUAGACUGUACGCCGAAUUCCUGGCCACACUAGGCGUCAUUCCAAGUUCAAUAUUCGAAGAAACCAGUGGGUCGAAGCUUGCGAACAUGGGGGUUGCUGGGUGUCAAAAUCUGGUAGACACCAUGCUCGAGAAAGGAGGCGGUGUGGUUUUUAUUGACGAGGCAUAUCAAUUGACCUCGGGUAAUAGUCCUGGAGGUGGUGCUGUUGUCGAUUAUCUCCUUGCGGAGGUAGAGAACCUAAUGGGCAAGAUCGUUUUUCUCCUUGCUGGAUACAAGAAGCAAAUGGAGACCUUCUCUGCACACAAUGCUGGAAUUCCUAGUCGCUUUCCGAUUGACAUGGAAUUCGUCGACUACACUGAUGAUGAGCUUCUCAAGAUCCUCAAUCUCAAGAUCCACAAGGGAUGGAAUGGCGCAAUGAAAUGUGAAGAAGGCACUUUCGGCUUGUACUGCCGCAUAGUCGCCAGGAGGAUUGGACGUGGUCGCGGUCAUGAAGGAUUUGGAAAUGCAAGAACCGUGGAGAACGUCCUCGACCAAAUCUCCAGACGCCAGGCCACACGGAUCUCCAAGGCACGACGCAACAAGCUCCAGCCGAAUGAUUUCCUAUUGACCAAAGAAGAUCUCAUCGGCCCAGCUCCUUCAGAAGCCCUGUCGCAUUCGCCAAGCUGGAAGAAAUUGAGCGAAAUGAUCGGACUGGAGUCGGUCAAAGAGACUGUCAAAGUUCUGCUCGACAGUAUUCAAAUCAACUAUCAGCGUGAACUUGCGGAGGAGCCUUUGGUGGAGUACACACUCAACAAGGUCUUCCUCGGGAAUCCGGGAACAGGCAAAACAACGGUGGCCAAGCUGUAUGGCGCAAUACUUGCUGAUCUGGGUCUCUUGUCUAAUGGCGAAGUAGUGGUCAAGAAUCCGUCGGACUUUAUCGGUGCCGUCAUUGGGGGAUCCGAAAAGCAGACCAAAGGCAUCCUUGCAUCCACAAUUGGCAAGGUACUCGUCAUUGACGAAGCAUAUGGUUUGUAUGCAGGCUCCUCCGGGCUGGGCGCGCGGAGUAAUUCUUUCCAAACUGCCGUCAUUGAUACCAUCGUUGCGGAGGUACAGUCAGUGCCUGGCGACGACAGGUGUGUUUUGCUUCUUGGGUAUAAGGAUCAGAUGGAAGACAUGUUCCACAAUGUCAAUCCAGGUCUCAGUCGCCGCUUUCCAAUGUCAACAGCUUUCAACUUUGCGGAUUUCAGUCAGGGUCAACUAGAACAGAUCCUCAACAUGAAACUCAAGCAGAGUGGUUUUCAGGCCACUGGAGAAGCAAAGAAAGUAGCGCUGGAGAUGCUGGACCGCGCACGGAACCGCCCAAACUUCGGAAAUGCUGGCGAGAUUGACAUCAUUCUGAACGAUACAAAGGCACGCCACCAGAAGCGAUGUUCUUCUGGUCAGGCGGCAUCUUCUCAAGUUUUCGAGGCGAUUGAUUUUGACGAAAACUUCAACCGGGCUGAGAAUACCGAGACAAAUGUUUCCAAGCUCUUCGAGGGAACAGUUGGCGCAGAGGAGAUCAUUUCCAAGCUCCAAGGCUACCAGGAAACUGUGCGCGACCUCAAGUCCUUGGAAAUGGAUCCAAAAGAGAGCAUACCAUUCAAUUUCUUGUUCAAAGGUCCACCUGGAACGGGCAAAACAACCACCGCCAAAAAGAUGGGCAAAGUCUUUUACGACAUGGGCUUUCUCGCCACGGCGGAAGUUGUUGAGUGCUCUGCCAGCGAUCUAGUCGCGCAGUACAUUGGCCAGACGGGACCAAAAGUGCGGCAGUGUCUCGAUAAGGCGCUUGGAAAGGUUCUCUUUGUGGACGAAGCUUACCGACUAGCCGAGGGUCAUUUUGCACAAGAGGCAAUAGACGAAUUGGUCGACUCUGUCACCAAGGAGAAGUACUUCAAGAAGCUCAUCAUAAUCCUGGCCGGCUACGACUCGGAUAUUGACCGUCUAAUGACUGUCAACCAGGGGUUCACAUCGCGAUUCCCCGAAACGGUGUAUUUUCGGAGCCUGAAAGAGGACGAGUGCGUUGCGCUACUAGGCAAUGUGCUAUCUGCGCGGCUGAAGAAUCUGAAAACGAAGAACAAUACUUUCGAUUUCUCGAUCCUUCUCACGCCGACGCCGGCAUUCCGGGCGCGAUUGGAAGACUUGUUCUUGAAUCUCAUCCUCCAAUCAAGCUGGGCCAGUGCCAGAGACGUGAAAACACUGGCAAUGGAGGUUUUCAAGAAGGUGAUCAAUCUGAAGAGUACCGGCACUGAGAGACGGUUUACACUCACAGAAGCAAUUGUCAUUGAUGAGCUCCAGUCGAUGUAUCAAGAACGAGCAAAGCGCAAUCUAGCGACCGCGUCUCGCUCUCGAAAUCGGAACAAUAAUCUUCCAGCCUAUCAACCUCGGCCAGAUAUCAGCAGUUCUGUUGCUAGAGACACGUCAGCCGGGAUGCAGUCCAAUGCCAAAGAGGACGGCCCGAGUCCGCCCUCGGACAAUUCCAAGGAUGCGCAAAAGUCAACAAAGAAGCAAGUGCCAAGACCUGACGGGCAUCAAGCUACACGUGACGCCGGCGUGAGCGAUGAGGUUUGGGCACAACUUCAAAAAGACGCCCAGGCCGCACGAGAGCGUAUUGAAGAGACCAAGAGGCUCCGCAUGGAAUUACACACGACUUCGGAGGCCAAUAGGGACAAGAUUGUGAAAAGGCUUUUGGAAGAGGAGCGCAAACAAGCUGAAGAGCUCGCUAUGAAAGAGAAGCUCAAGAUGAUGGGACUUUGUCCCAUGGGAUAUGAUUGGAUCAAGCAGGCUACAGGAUAUCGAUGCGCAGGGGGGUCGCACUUUAUACCAGAUCCGUAA